Molecule: messenger RNA, 2778 nt
Organism: Sclerotinia trifoliorum
Lineage: Eukaryota; Fungi; Ascomycota; Leotiomycetes; Helotiales; Sclerotiniaceae
Source: the annotation of a GenBank genome assembly
AAUUCGAGUCGAGUCUCUUGAUCAUUUUCAAUUCUAUACGUAACACAUUUCUCCGGACGUUUGUACAAUAACUUUGGAUUAUCAAUGACGAUUCAGUGAUUACUGUCUCACUUCUGGCUUGCGACAUCUUCUUCCCUUUUAAGAUUUCAGCUUAUAGUCCAAAUUCACACCAUUCAUCCCAUUAUACAUCAACAAAGAGACCAAACAUUCUCGAAUACUUGCAUUCGAAAUCCGCAAGUAUCCUACUAUCGCUCAGCUACCCCCAUCAAUCCAUCAAACCAUAUCGUUGUAUUACGAUAACAUCUUAAAUAUAAUCCCAUCUUGUGGCAGGAUCGCCUCCGAAAUACUUUGAGCGAAAGAUAAUCCCUUUUUUUCCAUUAACCGCCGUCUGCGGAUUAACUUCAAUAUGAGAGAAGUCAAUUUCAGUAUUCCAAAUGUUAAUAAGGCUUCGGUCGGUAUCACGACAGCUUUGUACGAUCGUCGAGCCCUCGAUUGUACUUCAACACUACCUUUGAUCAAUUCGCUCAAUCAUCUUGCCUAUCUCACCACUUCAUCCGCCAGAAUUAGAGAUAUCCUUACGGUCGAUGGAGGUGUCGAAAGAUUGGUCUGCCUUCUCAAGGCUGGGAGAAGCAAAGAUAUGAUGGACAUGUGGAAAUGGAAUCUGGCAUUCCAAUGCGUUGUCAAUAUUGGUGUACGAGGCUCCGAAAAUGUUCGAACCAGGGUCGUCGAAGCGGAUAUGGUUCCAGUUAUCGCAACAAUUCUUGAUAAUUACAUCAAAGUGGUUGACAGAUGCAGAGAGAAAGCCGAAGAAGCUAAGCAGAAAGCUUUACUUGAACAUAGACAUCAGACCGGACGAUCAGGAGACCAUCGAAGUACACACAAGGGACCUUCAUUCGGCAAUCGAGCAUCGCGAUUUGAAUCCGAGUUUCGAGCAUCAAGACGUCAACCACCUCCACCUUCUAUCGAUAUCCCCUCUAAUUUCUCGGGUGCUCCAUUGACGGCUGGCUCAGACGCCAUGGAUAUCACACCAACUGGGCCUCAAUUCGCUCUUACAUCUCCUCCGGAGCGAACCACAUUCUCCGUCCACAGACAUCAUCACCAUCAUAGAAACCAAGAUGGGAGGCAGCACUUCUUGUCACCACGCCAUAAUAUCCAACCACUUGCGACUGCAGUUCCUUCUAUGGAUGCCGCUGAUGGAUUUAACAUCAGACCUGUUAGAGAUGUUGACCGUUUACCAUCAAUGGUACCUGGAUUUCAAGGCGGCCUGACAUCUCAACCUGAAUCUCCAACAACUCCUCUACCUGCACAAAUCCGGUCUCCUACUGUUCGGGCUACAUCAAUUUCCGUCGGUACACCUCGAUCACGGAGACGCCCAUCCAUUAGACAUCAAGCCUCAACUGCUGCCGAUACAGAAGACAUGAACGCUGAUAGCAUGGCCUCUGAUGAAUCUGGUGAACCAGAUAUCACCGGUGUAAGCACAGCAGAAAUUCAAUCUACAAAUGUCAACAUUCAGGAUGUUAACAUGGAUGAGAACGAUUCUAUGCUCACAGCCGUCGAAACACCGCUUGGUCUUACCACUCCCACUGUUUCCGAAGCACAGGAUGCCGGAACAUUCAACAUUACCCACCGAUCUGCCAUUGAUGGCAGCAUGAUUAAUGACGCUACAACCCCAACUGGGCCAACAAUUGGUCUCUCACCAGCUCAACCCACAACCGUUAAUACACCCCCUACCAUGCCUCCUACGACAAUCCCUAGAUAUUUCUUAGAUAGACCAACACCACCGCAAGGACAAGUUUUGGCUGCUAUGCCAAGAGAUGAAGAUGUCUUGAUGUCUCUUCAACUUUUAGCUUACGUUUCCAAAUAUUGCAACUUGAGAUCUUACUUUCAACAAUCUCAUCUCGUUCCAAAACUUAAAAUAGGCUCCGAACUUCACCUACUCGAUGUUGAUGAAAAUCUCUCUUCUAAUGCUAAUUCCUCAACCGCAUGCUCCUCUCACUCUCACGAAGACGAAGAAGAGGAAUAUUUACUUCCAGACGAUUUCAAUAUUUUCCCAUUGGUCGAAAAGUUCACAGUCAGACAUCAUAGUCAAGAUAUGCAAUACUGGGCAGGAGUUGUUAUGAGGAAUUUAUGCCGAAAGGAUGAUGCUCGAGGAGGCAUCAGACAAUGCGCAUAUUAUCAGUGUGGGAAGUGGGAAGAAUUUACCAGACAAUUCGCAAAAUGCAGAAGAUGUAGAAGGACAAAAUAUUGCAGCAAAGAAUGUCAAAAGAGUGCGUGGGUAUUUCAUCGACAUUGGUGUGUUCAAGCAUCUCAAUGAUCAUACCAUUCACAAAAAAUAGCGGACGUUUUUUUUAUUUGUAGCUAUCGGCUAUAAAUUAAUAGGAGAGGGAACCCAAUUCGAUAAUGUCUUUAUGACACCAGCGAACUCAAUCGAGGUUUCUUAUGUCAAAUCAUAUCAGCAACAUCAGCAUAUUCCAUGGCGUUUCUAAUAUCAUAGGUGGUGUCAAUACGAUACCUCUGCAGCAUGCAAAGUCGAAAUCAAGAUGAUUGAUUUGGGUCGACAAUUUUUUUCAUUUUACGCUUGUUUAUCACAUCCUCCAAUAAGAUUAUCUCGAUUCGAUUCGCAAGCGGCAUUAAAAUAUGAAUAUGAUAGCAUACGAUUCGAAUGAUCAACGAAUGGAGCACGAAUUUCUUUUGUUAUACCUUUUCUGGCAUACCUUUUCUUUUUUUUUGAGAACUCGAUUUACCUCUUGAAACCUUUUCAUUCAGCACCAACCUAAA